Cavenderia fasciculata is the source of this 1329-nucleotide messenger RNA. RefSeq lists its product as uncharacterized. Bases 1 to 1329 code for a protein of 442 amino acids. The record is from RefSeq and is a predicted model, not a curated record. NCBI's taxonomy places the organism in Eukaryota, Evosea, Eumycetozoa, Acytosteliales, Cavenderiaceae. The transcript has a single exon.
AUGAAUAGAGUAUUAAAUGUAAUGGCAUUGGUUGGAUUUGUGUAUCUAUGGAUUGGAUACUAUAGAGAGUAUAUCGAGAUAAUAGAGUUGUUUUAUAGACUGGUACCUCCAACUCAACUGUUUGACUUUAUCAAGUACCCUGAAACUAUCAUAGAUGAGUUUCAAUAUGCUCGCAUAUCUGAUAUAUAUGACAUUAUAUCAGUGUGGUUGGCUCAAGUACUCGCAGCAAUAAGUUCAAUCUAUGGUCUAUGUUCUUAUCGAUUCCUACUUUUGGUGUCUGAUGAAAAGAGUAUUGGAUACAAGUCGGCCGAAUGGGAACGUAUCCCAUUACUUUCAAACCGAAUCAACAUCACGUACAUUAGAAGAAGGUUAAGACUUGCCUACUGGUUAUUCAUCCUCUGCCAAUUAUUAACAUUCAUUGGCGUGAUAAGGACAUCCAACCUAUGUGAAUACCCUCCAACAUCAGGUAUCCUCCGUAACUAUUGCUACAAAAUCGGUGAAAGAUUAAUACUCAACCUUUAUCCAAUCUAUUUACUUGUCCUCAAUGAAGUGGUUCUAUUUAUCAAUCGUAAUUCAUCAAAUAAUAAUAACAAUCAACAAAAACAAAAACAACAACAACAAUCAUAUCCCAAUAAGAGAAUAUUAAAUGUAUUGGUAUUAAUUGGAUUUGGGUAUUUGUGGAUUGGAUAUUAUCUUGGACAUUUAGAGAAAUUAUAUUUGUUUUUUACAAGUGUACUACCUCCAAGUAAACUACUCUACUUUAUCAUUCACCCAAACACUAUCGUUGAGGAGGUUCAUAAAGAUGCACUCCUAUCGGAUAUAUAUGUUAUCUUGGUAAACUGGAUCAUCCAACUAAUAGCAACAAUAUGUUCAAUCUAUUGUCUCUAUUCAUAUCGAUUCCUCUUUUUGAAAUCGGAUGAUGAUGAUGAUGAUGAUGGAAAGAAGAAGAAUACCACUCUGAACAAGUCAACUGAAAGGGAACGAGAGCGUGCUCCUAUACUUUCAAAUAGAAUCAACAUCACGUACAUUAGAAGAAGGGUGAGAGUUGCCUAUUGGUUAUUCCUCCUCAUCCAGGUACUAGAAUUCUAUUGGAGCAUUUCGACAGGGUCUCUAUGCAAAACAAAUACACCACUACACUCGGAAAUCCUCCACCACCAUUGCCAUACGACGCAAGAAAAACUAGCUUUCAACAUUUAUCCAAUCUACUUGUUGGUCCUCAAUGAAGUGGCUCUAUAUAUCAAUCAUACAACAACAACUACUACUACUACAACCAUCACCAACAACAAUCUCCAAACUACUACAGACUUGAACAAGACCAUAAUAAAUUAA